Messenger RNA from Diospyros lotus (date-plum), 2261 nucleotides. Its product is annotated as zinc finger protein JACKDAW-like. Lineage: Eukaryota; Viridiplantae; Streptophyta; Magnoliopsida; Ericales; Ebenaceae. The record is from RefSeq and is a predicted model, not a curated record. Gene Ontology annotation, molecular function: DNA-binding transcription factor activity. The transcript is spliced from 3 exons. Gene Ontology annotation, cellular component: nucleus. Bases 729 to 2081 code for a protein of 450 amino acids.
GAGAGAGAGAGAGAGAGAGAGAGAGAGCAUUGAUACUCAUCAGCUAUUUUAUACAGUUGUUUGAAAAUUCUUUAAUGGCUUAGGUUUGCGAGUGGAAGUUUGAGCUCGAAGAAAGUGACAAGUCACACGCACAGCAUUACACAUUCUGAUUCAAGCAGCAUACAGCCAAUAUAUACGCCCAUCGAUACGCUUCUGUAUAUAUAUGCAGUAAUACACACACACACACACACACACAUAUAUAUAUAUAUAUGUAAAUGAGAGAGAGAGAGAGAGCAGUGGCUUGGCUAUAUCUAUGGCUGAGGGCCUUUGAAAAUAAGGGUAAGAUAAAGGAGAGAGAAGGCGGAAGAGUUGGCUUAAGAGAGAGUGUGCGUGUGAUGAUUUUUCUUGCUGUUUUCUUGUGAACCAAACAGGGGUGAUAGUAAAAACGGAUGUCUAAUGAGUAGGAAGAGUCCGAAAUCUUGGUAUAUUUUCUGGGUUUUAAGAUUCUGAGAUUCAAGAUUGUUUUUGGGGUUUUCUUGCUCUUUUGGCACAAUCCGGCAGUCUGAGUAUAAUUUGAAUAACUCCAAGGAUUUCUCUGUUUGUUUUAGGUUAAACUCUUCGUGCUCUUUUGUUUUAUUACUCUUUCUUCUCCUCAAAGCUACCAUUUAGCAGUUCAUCUUGUAAGCACUCGAUCUUAUAAUUUGCAUCAUCGUCAUCAUCAUCUUCAAAACCACCUCUGAUCUCAUCAGAUGCAAACCAUGUCUGGUGAUCAUGUCUUCUCAAUCCCCUCUUCCAUCAAAGGCUUUGCUCAAGAACCCGAUUCAAACCCUAACCUUAAACACUCCACUGCUACAGGUGUCAAAAGAAGAAGAAAUCUCCCGGGCACACCAGAUCCCGAUGCUGAGGUGAUUGCUCUAUCGCCAAAGACCCUAAUGGCGACCAACCGAUUCAUCUGUGAAAUCUGUAACAAAGGGUUCCAAAGGGACCAAAACUUGCAGCUUCACCGGAGAGGCCACAACCUGCCAUGGAAGCUCAAGCAAAGGACCAACAAAGAAGUCCGGAAGAAGGUGUACGUAUGCCCGGAAAAAGGCUGCGUCCACCACAACCCGGCUCGAGCUCUAGGCGACCUCACCGGCAUCAAGAAACAUUUCAGCCGGAAACAUGGCGAGAAGAAAUGGAAGUGUGAUAAGUGUUCAAAGAAGUAUGCUGUUCAAUCUGACUGGAAAGCUCACUCCAAGACUUGUGGGACUAGAGAGUAUAAAUGUGAUUGUGGCACAUUAUUUUCCAGGAAAGAUAGUUUCAUCACCCACAGGGCUUUCUGCGAUGCCUUGGCUGAAGAAAGCGCAAGGUUCAGCUCCGCAACAGCUACAGAUGCCAACUUCGCGAACACCGAGGCUGCUCAGCCCAAUUUUCACCCAGGGAUAGCCGGAAUUUCCCAAUUUGACGGUGGUUUCGGGCCAUUGUACGGCGGUCCGGCGGCCGGGGAUUCUUUACUGGAGGAGCAGCAGCAGCAGAACCCCAGAUUGUCACUGUGGCUGGACCAGGCAAAUUCUCAAAUUACUCCCAUUGACAUUGCGGUGAAUUCCGAUGCCUUCUCUGAUCAUUUGGUACAAAUGGCAACUCCGAGCAUGUUCACCCCGUCAUCAAUGGUAAACCUCGGAGCCUCCAAAACCACAAGCCCCUCCUCGCUAUCUCAACCGGUGGUUUCUCUCCACUCCAACAGCCAGAACCACCACCGGAAACCGACGUCCGAGCCGAUGUCGGCCACCGCCCUGUUGCAGAAGGCGGCGCAGAUGGGGUCCACGGCGAGCAAGCCCUCGCUCCUGGCCAACAGUUUCGGAGUGAUGAAUUCAUCUUCUCCUUCUUCUUCAAGGGAAUCCAGCUUGAACCCUUUGUCCCAGUUCAGAAACGAGCUGCAGCAACAGGAUGUUCAUAGACAAGCAAGAAUUGGGGGUCGCCCCAGUCUGGGCUCAUUGACCAGAGAUUUCUUGGGCAUGGGAGGUGAUGAAGAUGGUGCAGCUCCAUUCUUGCCUCAAGAACUGGCCAAGUUUGCUUCCAUGGAUUCGGCCAUGGGUUUGAGCCAUUUCGCCACCACCCAUUGAAACCCAAAAAUGUUAAUUCUCACUUCAUUACCAUUAACUACACUCUAGUGUGGUUAAUAAUUUUGGAGCAUUGAGAGUAACAAAGCCACCCAAUGUUCAGUAUCAUCCAUCACUUGCUACUGUAUUUCAAUAAAUCAACCACCUUGGAAUAAUUAAUGCAUGUUAAAUUCAUUAUAUAUA